GUGUGCUUUUCAGUGGCAAGAAUACCAAAUAGAAAGACAACACAUCAUUGACUUGAUGAAUGAGACUGAAAAGAAAUUAUCUGAAUUUUCUGUAGCUAAAACUUUUUCUCAACUGGAAGCAGAGGAAAAAUUAAUAUCACAUAAGUCUCUGGUCUCUACAGUAAACUCUUUUCAUGAGACAAUCACUUCACUGGAGGAAAAGGCAUCCCUCCUGGAGAAAACAGGCAACAUAGCCAGUAAGGGAACCAUAAGUCGGUCUAUGACAACUGUCUGGCAGCGGUGGACCAGACUCAGAAGCAUUGCCCAAGAGCAAGAAAGGAUUUUGGAAGAAUCAGUGCAGAAAUGGAAUGUAUUUAAUGAUAAGAUGCAAAAAGCAACAGAGACUCUUGAUCAGCUGCAUGAACGCUUACCAGAAGGCUCAGUCGAAAAAGCUUCAAAGAAUGAACUUCUGGAUCUUCUAGAUUAUCACA
This is a messenger RNA of Protobothrops mucrosquamatus (brown spotted pit viper), 470 nucleotides long. Its product is annotated as nesprin-1-like. Lineage: Eukaryota; Metazoa; Chordata; Lepidosauria; Squamata; Viperidae. The transcript is spliced from 3 exons. The annotation marks the transcript as partial. The record is from RefSeq and is a predicted model, not a curated record.